Oikopleura dioica is the source of this 1443-nucleotide messenger RNA. The record is from the annotation of a GenBank genome assembly. Lineage: Eukaryota; Metazoa; Chordata; Appendicularia; Copelata; Oikopleuridae.
AUGGUUGUUCAACGCCUUCUUACAAUAAAGAUGCGAGAGGAAGAAAUUGUCAUGGCCGGAUAUAACGUGGUUGACUGGACUGAUGAACGCCUUAGCUGGAAUCCAGAAGACUAUAACAAUAUAUCGGUGACGAAUAUCAAUAGCCAAUUAAUUUGGAAGCCUGGAACGGUGUUCUACAACAACAAGGACGGUGUGUUUGAAACUAAGUUCAAAACGAAGUUGAAGCUCUACAACACUGGAUAUAUUUCAUGGAUGCCGCCAGCUCUUUAUAAAUCUACUUGCUCGCUGAAUGUCAAGAAAAUAGACUUAGAGAAUCAAUCGGUCAACUCCAUGGCUACUAGUCUAAUUAUAUUUUUUAUCAAAAAUAGAUCGACAAAAAUGCAGUUUGAUUUUCCGAUCCACCGACUUUGUUACGGGAUAAAGCUCAAGCUCAAGUUAACCUGCUCUCGCUCGCUUGCUUUAGCCCUAGAAUUAGACGCGCGCAAUCUGGAUUUUAACUAUGACUUUGCUCUUGAAACGUCGUAUGUAGAAGGCUCAAAUGUUUCCGCUGAAUGGGUUCUGUUGCGAACAAAUAUCUCGAUUGUCGAUUCUAUGGACUCCGACCUGUCUUUCAAGGAGAUUCACUUUGAAUAUCACUUCCAACGAAUGCCCCUAUUCUACAUCCUGAACAUGAUUCUCCCUAUAUGGCUAAUGUUCUUCCUCUCUAUUUUCGUCUUCUACCUCCCAACGGAUGCCUGCGAAAAAAUGACGCUUUCAAUUUCCAUUUUGAUCGGACAGACAGUCUUUCUUACGCUCUUAGCUAAGCAUACUCCAGAAACGUCGAUGGAAAUACCGCUUCUCAGUAGCUAUCUGCUGUUUACAAUCAUGAUGGUAUCUUUCUCCGUGAUUAUGAGCGUCGUCGUUUGUAAUGUACACUUCCGAUCGAGCGCGACUCACAAGCUUCCUCGAUAUUUUCAAGUCAUCUUCAUUGACUACAUCGCGAGAUAUUUGAAUAUCAAGAGACCCCCUCCUUUUGAAAUUGAUAUGCCAAGAAGAAACUCUCACGGAGAAGAUACGAAAACGACAUCAAUGUGCUACGAACUAGAGCUUGAAGAAGACGGGGGAAAAGCUGUAGCGUCAGAAAUUAUGUUUAACACCCAUUCGAAGCUAUUUGGUUGUUCAGAUAGAAAGGCGAUGUCGACAUCAGUGCGAAAUACAACACGGCCAUUAGCGCGAGAACUCAGGCCAGCGGUAGAAGCUAUCGAUUUCAUCACUACAACGAUGCAGCAAAACGACGAUGAAAGUACUACUGGAUCCCAAGUAAGCUUUAUGUCUAUUGCUUUGUGGCUAUCGUGGGAAGCAUUUAUUAUUUCUGGAGCAUCAAUUAUGUGGCAAUCUUCUGGCUUCAAAGUUGCGCUUCGUCUGGUGACUGGAGAGCAUGCUAUCAGAACAAUACUAAUCUGA